Molecule: messenger RNA, 1024 nt
Organism: Manis pentadactyla (Chinese pangolin)
Lineage: Eukaryota; Metazoa; Chordata; Mammalia; Pholidota; Manidae
Gene: OAZ1
Product: ornithine decarboxylase antizyme 1
Biological process (GO): positive regulation of protein catabolic process
Cellular component (GO): nucleus; cytoplasm
Molecular function (GO): ornithine decarboxylase inhibitor activity
Source: RefSeq, a predicted model, not a curated record
GGGAGACGGCCGUGGCGCCAUUUUGCGAACGGCGAGCAGCGGCGGAGGCGCGGAGAAGCGCGGCGGAGGUUUUCCUGGUUUCGGACCCCAGCGGCCGGAUGGUGAAAUCCUCCCUGCAGCGCAUCCUCAACAGCCACUGCUUCGCCAGAGAGAAGGAGGGGGAUAAAUCCAGCGCCACCGUCCACACCAGCCGCACCAUGCCGCUCCUCAGCCUGCACAACCGCGGCGGCCGCAGCAGCGAGAGUUCCAGGGCCUCCCUCCACUGCUCUAGUAACCUGGGUCCAGGGCCUCGGUGGUGCUCCGAUGUCCCUCACCCACCCCUGAAGAUCCCAGGUGGGCGAGGGAAUAGGCAGAGGGAUCACAAUCUUUCAGCUAAUUUAUUUUACUCCGAUAAUCAGCUGAAUGUAACAGAGGAACUAACAUCUAACGACAAGACGAGAAUUCUGAACGUCCAGUCCAGGCUCACAGGUUCGAAACACAUUAACUGGAGAGCAGUGCUGAGCAGCGGCUGCCUGUACGUCGAGAUCCCCGGCGGCACUUUGCCGGAGGGGAGCAAGGACAGUCUCGCAGUUCUUCUCGAGUUUGCUGAGGAGCAGCUCCACGCCGACUAUGUCUUCAUCUGCUUCCACAAGAACCGUGAGGACAGAGCCGCCUUGCUCCGUACCUUCAGCUUUUUGGGCUUUGAGAUUGUGAGACCGGGGCAUCCCCUUGUCCCCAAGAGACCCGACGCUUGCUUCAUGGCCUACACGUUUGAGAGAGAGCCCCCGGGGGAGUAGUGCAGAGGCCACCCGUGGCCCUCCUGCGCCCCCAGCCGCCUGCCUCUUCCCUGUGCGCUUCGUGGGGGUGGUGUGGCCCCUGCUGUGCUGGGCACAUUCGCCCGGCCUGCUCAUCUCUUCUGGGUUCGUUCGCAUGUUGUAAUUGUGCAAAUAAACGCUCACUCCAAAUUAGCGGCAUAUUGAAGUUUAAUAUUGUGUUUGUGAUACUGAAGUAUUUGCUUUAAUUCCAAAUAAAAAUUUAUAUUUUA